Messenger RNA from Gamsiella multidivaricata, 1875 nucleotides. RefSeq lists its product as uncharacterized. The transcript has a single exon. NCBI's taxonomy places the organism in Eukaryota, Fungi, Mortierellomycota, Mortierellomycetes, Mortierellales, Mortierellaceae. The coding region runs from base 365 to 1549 and encodes 394 amino acids. The record is from RefSeq and is a predicted model, not a curated record.
AAUGAAAGUAUCUGUCCUGGCGCAAUCAGUGUACAAGUCGUGUUCCCUAUAAGGACGCAUUGCUUCACUGGAUAGUGAUGGUGUCAAAUGAAAUCGUCCGAUAAUAUUGCCAUAUUUAGGUGCCAGAACUCCGUCAUCAUAAAUAUGUGUCGAACGAGAUCGCUACCCGAUACUGUCCAUAUUUGGCUUGGCGCUCUCACUGAAAGGUCAAACGAAUAAGAAGCUGAGCAUAGCCACGCGUUCUUAAAAAACAAUAUAAAGGCACGCAUUGUCCCACCUUCAAUUGCUCCUUCGUCGAAACCAACGCCAGCCGUCCCCUAACUUCAAGCUCUGCACUUUUUCCCACCCCACAUAUCCGUGAGCUAUGAAGCCUCAAGUGAAACCCAAGAAACCCCUCCAGAGCCGCCAUCGGAAUGUCGCAGGUGCCACUGAUGGUCAGCAACAAGCAGCAGCACCUGCAGUCCCUCGCAUGUUACGACGCACGACAAAGCAGUCGUUUAUGGAUGUCGAUCUCCAAUAUCUGAUGGCACUCGACCCGACAACCCCGGACCCCUUCGAGAACUCCUCCGCUGUCUUUGAAGACCCGCCUUCACUCUUCCGCCCUUUGCCUGCAUCGAUCAUGGGCGCCAGUACUCCAGGUACAGGUCAAUGGAUGUCUACGGAGGCGAUUCAUUUGCAAAAGGAACAGGAGGAGCUCCGUGCGCAGUAUCUUCAGUUUCUACACCAACUGCAGCAGAACAACCCUAAUGGCUUCCUUGUUCACAUGAACACAUUCGCAGCCGAGUUCCCGCAAGAGUUUGUGCAGCUUCAAGCAUACAUCCGCUACCAGGAACAGAUCAUGGCGCAGCAGCGCGAAGAAGCCAGGCGUCAGGAGGAGAUGCGACAGUACCAAUUUCAACUAGAGCAACGACUUCGGCAGGAACAAGAACUACAGCAACUCAAGCAAUUCCAAGAGCUGCAGUCGCAACAGGCACAAGUUCGAGAAAUACAAGAACUCCUUCAGGAAUGGUUGAUGCGACGCCAACAGAUACGGGCUACCAGCUUCCGCCUAAAGACAAGCAGCAAGGAUGAUGGCCUGGAUUUAGCAGAUGUGUUUACGAUCGCGCUGCAAAAGGACCCAAAUCUGGUAGAGAGGAUGUUGACCACUUCGGGACCAGGCCAGGGGCUGAGUCUCUUGUUAACUUCGGCCCAGCAGCAAGAGUUUGCUCAGUUUCUGGAUCAGCGCAGAAUUCAUGAUUUGAUGUCCCAGGAAAAGAAGAAACAGGACUUGACAGCUGCAGGCUUCAGCAGCUUUACUUUCCAGCCCCCGCAAGGAUCUUCGUCAUCAUCGUCGGCUGCUGCGGCUGCUGCAGCUGCUGCAGCCAGUAUGCUAACAGCGGGCCUGUGGAGCUCAAGCACGACUGGCCCAUCGAGCAGCUGGACCGGUUCAGGAUCUGGAGGCUGUAAUGGGCUGGGCAGUGGCCAGGCCGCAUUUCCUAGCAGAUUCCAGCCUCAGAUGACGAAUGAGCAGUAUCUGAAGAGAAACUCGAGGGGCUUCAGCCGCAAGUAGCAGCUGUCCCUCUGGCUUUUUUUUUUGAGAGGGGGGAGAGUCGUUCUUUAUCAGGUGAUGAUUUCAUCCAUUUAAAUUUUUGGCAGCCUUUGGCACGCCUGCACGCCUGAACCAAAUUUUUGCACUUCUUUGCUCGAGAUAUGUAGAACCGACUCUGUCAUCCAUAAAUAUGCCCGCAAUGUCCAGGGCCAGCCCCCAAAUUUACAAAAUGGCCCUUCGCUUAAUGUCAGUAGCCUAGACAAUGUACUGCGUUGUGGACAUCGCCUUCCGAUACUGAACAGUUCGGUUCAUUAUUCUCUCCGUGGGACGCUCUUCCAUUGCCCGCC